Molecule: messenger RNA, 1744 nt
Organism: Misgurnus anguillicaudatus (oriental weatherfish)
Lineage: Eukaryota; Metazoa; Chordata; Actinopteri; Cypriniformes; Cobitidae
Source: RefSeq, a predicted model, not a curated record
CAGUAAUUGUUUACAAAUUGUCAUUUAAACCCAAAGACUUUUAUUUUGAAAACUCAAAAGUAAGUGACUAGGUUGCCGUUUGCUUAUGGUGUAAGAUUUUUUAUUGUAAACUUCUAACCGGCGAUUUAUUGUCAUCGGAAUUGGAGAUUGAAUCUUCAAUGCAAGGUAUCAGACUGAUUCCUGCGUUUAAAGGUCUCAGACACUUUGCCACAACUACGAUGAGGCGAGCAGUGUCUGAGUUUCAGAUGACUGUCCCAUGGGGAGAGGUCAGAGGUCAAGUUUGGGGACCUGCUCAUGGUCGUCCGGUGCUCUGCUUGCAUGGUUGGGCAGACAACAGUGGAACUUUUAAUAGGCUGAUUCCACUUCUUCCAAAUGACUGGAGAUUUGUCGCCAUUGAUUUUGCGGGUCAUGGCCUGUCCUCCCAUAGGGCUGCUGGUUGUUUUUACCUCUUCACUUUGUAUGUGGCAGAUGUUCGGCGAGUUAUUGAAGCUCUUCAAUGGAAGCGGUUCUCCAUAAUUGGACAUAGUAUGGGUGGGAAUGUGGCAGGAAUGUUCAGUGCACUGUACCCCGAGAUGGUUGAAUCUUUAGUUAUCUUGGAUUCUUAUGGAUUCCUCCCAACCAAAAUGAAUUCCAUAAUGGAUUACAUGCAACAAGGGAUAGAUGGGAUAGUCCAAUAUGAAAAAGGGUCGGCUGAACGGACAGAGAAGGUGUACACGUAUGAGAAUGCCAAACAGAGGUUAAUGGCUGCAAACCGUUUCCUUUCUGAAGAGUCUGCAGACAUCCUUUUAGAGCGAGCAGUUCGGGAAGUUGAGGGAGGAGUGGUAUUCAACCGAGACUUCAGAAUUAACCUGAGAAACGUAGCAAUGGUUACGCUGGAACAGAGCCUGUAUAUGCAGACUAAAAUUCAAGCCAGAGUGAUGUUACUUAAUUUUUUUCCUCAGGGCAAGCCAGGGUUUGAUAAACAGUUCCCUUUUCAUUAUGGAUAUGCAGAUGCCCUUCAGAAGGGUUGGUUAGAGCAGAAAGCCACCAUUGUAGACGUAGAAGGAGACCAUCACGUUCAUCUCAACAAUCCAGAAACUGUUGCCCCCUUAAUCACGGAUUUUCUUCAGUCUUACAGUACUGACCAGGCAAAGAAUGACAGUGAUGGACAGACCGCCAAAUUAUAACGCGAAUGCUGCAUACACAUUGGCUAAUUCCUUUAUUCUUAUUACUAAUCACUAAACGCUUAAUUGUUUUGGAGAUUACAAUUUUAGGUUUUCUUUUAUAAAAAAGUUUUAACAGAACAAUGGAUAUAUGGCUCUAAACUAAUAGCUUUUCUUGUUUAGUUAUGACUACCACUACUUUAGUGAUUGAGGUGUGCAGGAUGUUACCACCUGCUGAUGUGGACAGUGUUGUGUUUACACAGAUUUUUUGUUGAUGUUAUUUCACAAAAUGUAUUCAGAGCAAUUCUGCAAAACACCUGUCUGUUUAAAAGGUAAUUGUAUAUUCCAGACAGACCCAGAUUAUUAUUAAUCCAGAAAUGUAUAUGCAGCCACCAUACUUCUGACAGGGUAAUUUACACUGCUUAAUAAGAACAAACUUUUGUGUUUAGUUGUUUUCGCUGUUGGUGUUUGUUGGGACACUUUGAAGAUGACCGUGUGUUUCCCAGUGUUCUUCAUCAAACAGACGACUUUAAAUGUCUGACAUGUUGGUGCUUGUAAAUGUUUGAACCAGAACAAAUGUAUAAAAAGUGCCUUUAAGUUUC